CGGCCACGUGGCGGGAUGCCACUGGACAUCCGUGGAGCGACAACCCCCGCGCCAAAAUUUUCAAAUAAAUCCCUAAUUGGCGACUUAGGACGAGGAGUUCAGGAGCGCUCGAUUCCUACAAAGGAUGAGGAGCAUGGACGAGGACGAGGAGGUCAGAGGAGGACAGGGUUUAACGUUGGGCGAGCCAAUGAAGUGAAUCGAGCCAAGCAGGUUUCCGCUCUCGCCGGCGCUGAAUGUCUCAGCUGCCGCAUUGGCAUGUUCGUUGCGUUGGUGCUCUGCUCGAAUGUUGGUCAGAUAGAAACGACAGAAGCUUUGUGUCAGACAAGACCGGUGCUGAGUCUACGGCAGGUUCACCUGCCUCGUCUCUCCGAGCGGGGUUUUGAAUUGGAAUACCUCUGGCGUCGAGUGAUGUGGCGGCUGCUUCUCGGCUUUUGUGAACUGGUUUCUGUUCAUCCCUUCGAAUUCGUCUUGUAAUCGCCUCGUGGUGACAGCGAUUCUCCUCCUGGAUCGGAUUUGAAAUAAGCGUCUGAAUCGGGAUUAGGGGAGAAAAUGCCGGUCGUUCCUGCACCCGGUGAAUAUACAGUGUGCGAAAUAAAUCGGGACUUGCUGACUAGAAAAGAUGAUGCCGACAAGACCGCGCAAGAUGCCUACUCCAAGAUAUUGGGUAGGGUGUUUGCAAGCAUUCCAUUUAGAGUAAACCUGCCUGAAAAUGGCUUCCGGAAUGGACUGAGUGCUUCUUAUUACGAAGAUGAACAAGCUCGGGAAUCGGGAAUGUCCUACUAUGAUUCACCUAUGCCGAGCACUAGUGACCGUAGAGGGGAUAUGGUCGGUGAGGAGGACGGACGCCGAGGGUUCUUAUCGAAACAGCUGAGUGUUGCCAAGAACUACAUCAGUAGUACCCUUCAAGGUGUCGUGGCACCCUAUCCUGAGGGCCAGGCAAGUUUCAAAUCUGACCGAUUUCAAGCAGUCAGUUGGCACAAGCAAAAGCAUUGGCUAGCGUUUAUUUCAUCUGCCGAUCAAGUUCUGGUGUAUGAUUUCGAAGACUCGGAAUCAAGAGACCCCGCCGUAUUAGCUAGCGAUUCUCAAAGAGGUGUUGAGGCCGUGGAAUGGCGUCCCAACAGUGGUGCAACUCUUUCCGUCGCUUGCAGAGGAGGUAUUUGUAUCUGGAGCGCUUCUUUUCCUGGAAAUAUAGCACCAGUUAGAGCUGGAAUUGUCUCAAUCUUGGGCACUCCACAUAGAGGCUCGGGUGCCAGGUGGGCGCUGGUGGACUUUUUGAAGACCAAGGACAACAAACCUGUGACGGCAAUCUCGUGGUGCCCCAGUGGGAGGCUGUUAGCUUCUGCUUCGAGAUACGAUUCAUCAAUAACGAUAUGGGAUGUCUCUCAGGGAAAGGGAAGCCCAUUACGGAGAGGACUCGGGGGCAUUUCCUUGCUGAAGUGGUCACCGACUGGUGACUAUGUCGUCUCAGCCAAAUUGGAUGGGUCAUUCAACUUGUGGGAAACCAAUACGUGGACAUCAGAACCCUGGUCAUCAGCCGGAGGCAGCAUUGUCAGCGCCAUGUGGGGUCCAGAUGGGCAUGCUUUGUUGGCUGCUUUCGAUGGAUCGACUACCUUGGCAACCCUAUAUUUUCCCAGCAGACCGCCUUCUCUAGACGUUCAUCUCCUUCCUUUGGAGUUGCCUGAACUGGAGUCCGUAACCGGAGGGAGGGGAACGAUUGAGAAGAUGGCCUGGGAUGGGACGGGAGAGAGACUUGCACUAUCCUACAGUGGGGGCGACGCUACCUACGGUGGACUUAUAGCUAUCUACGAUACAAGGCAUUCACCUCUUGUGUCCUCAACUUUCAUAGGUUUCAUUCGAGGUCCCGGACUGGGGGUAAAAGCCCUAGCUUUCGCGUUUCAUGACAAGCUGAAGCAGGGAGCUCUUCUUGCCGUGUGCUGGAGUUCUGGCGUUUGUUGUUCUUAUCCGCUACUUUUUCGCACACACUAAUGACCUACCCACGUCUCAAACCCAGAACAAACAAUAGCUGUAGUGCAAGAGAAAUUGUCCCAGGGUGUAGAAUGCCCUGACUCACAUGUAACGAUUAUGUUAAUUAGCCGAAGGAGUUAGUCGAGCAGUAUGUUCUUCACUCAGCACAAGGACUAGAAAAAGUGCAAUUUUUUCCCCCUUCCAAGUGAGCUUGAUUAAUCCUCAUAAAUUUAAGAUUUUACCUCGCCAUUUCAGGCCUGAGAACUAAAGGUGUAUUUUCUCCAUCUCC
This is a messenger RNA of Marchantia polymorpha subsp. ruderalis, 2254 nucleotides long. The record is from the annotation of a GenBank genome assembly. NCBI's taxonomy places the organism in Eukaryota, Viridiplantae, Streptophyta, Marchantiopsida, Marchantiales, Marchantiaceae.